GCAAAACUCGGCUAUGUUGUCCAAGCGCAAAUGGUGAAGGGCCGGCAGCCCAAAGACCGAGGCUCGUCCGAAGUGUUAGGUGAAAAGUGUAUAAAAGUACUACGCCCUGGUGAAAUUGCAAACAGUAGUCAGUGCAAUUUCCUUCCAAACACAUUUCCUCGUAGGCGAGCGGCGUCGGCGUAGAAAGGCGAAAGGCGAUCCACCAUCGCCUCGUUCCAGCUGCAUUCUGGGAGCCGUUGGAAAUAGUUUUAAACUGAAGGAGUAGCAGCAGUAAGCGAAGAACUUUUCCUUCUCGACAGAAACAGUGAAUUGUGUUGACCAAUCAAAUGGACUGUGAAUAGAGUGUUCUCGCAGAGGAACCUUGAAAGUGUGCGGUUGGCGAAGAUGUGGAAAAUCCUUUAUCUAUUCACGCUCCUAUCAUCGUGUCAUCUGAGAACGGGGACGGCAGAAUCGUACAUUGACAAUGUCAUCGAAGAGCAGCACAAACUCAUCAAUGAGAUGAAUCAAAACUUCACAGAUUUGGAAAAGGCCAGUGAAAAACUUAUAAACUUAGGAACGUUUAUCGGAAGUCAUAAAGUACCACCCAAAACUGUAAAAAUUACGAAUACUGUUGCGGUCAAGGUACCCGUGCCAUACCCCGUGAAAAUUCCUCAUCCUGUCCCAGUACCGGUCCCGGUCACAAAGGCGAUCCCCGUUCCGGUAACAAAACUCAUCAAGGUUCCCGAACCAUCUCCGACACCAACCGCUUCAAGCUAUGCUACCACACCGGAGGCAAUUCCUACGGCUGUGGCCCUUACGAGUAGAUCUUUGGGACCAACUGGGGUAUCCCACUUGCUAGAAGGAGAACAAGACACGGCACAUUCAAAUAACAACGAACAGGUUGAAGAGUUUGUACGGUCUUUGCCGGUGCAUUCCGUAUAUGACGUUGGAUCAGAUUACAAUCCUUACAUGGGAAAUCGAUUGGCAGUAUCUAAACAAGUCGGUUCGGCGUCCGAAGUAAAACCCGCGAAAUAUCGUGAGUCAGAAUUGCAACAAUGGCAGGAAUAUCGAGAUUCAAGACAGAAAUAUGAAUCCGAGAAGCAUCACUACGCGGGUUAUCGAUCGACAACCAAGGAGUAUGCAACCGCAAGUCCCUCUCAGGCAUAUCAUGAAUACGCUUAUUCUAAUGGACAAUCUGAGGCAACGCCUUCCUCAGGUCACAAUUUCCAUCCGGAAGUCAUUCCAAAUUCCUAUAAAUCUCCUACGAAAUCAACUUAUUUCUCGAAGGAUUAUGAAAAGUAUCCUACUCCCAAAUUUCCACGACCGACUAGUUCAGCAUUCCCCACUAAUCCCACAUACAGUACAAAAGAGGUUAACUAUGAAGACGAUGAGCAUCGUUACGGUGAACACGACUACAAAUCACAUCAUCAACAGGCAUCUCCUACGGCAGUAGCUUUCCAAACUGUACGAGACUCCUAUCCCCGCUAUGAAAAACCCAAUUUACAGCAUUAUCAAUACGAAAAACCUACAGCUGAAAGUUAUCGAAAUGGCUUCGAAAGAGAAUCAGCAAGCGAAAGCCGCCCUCAGAAAUCCCAAAAGUAUUUAGAACAUUAUCAAAAACCAACUGCCAUAAGCUACGCUUCAAAAUACCAUGAUGAAGAACAUAAAGAAGUGGCUGAGCCUUCGGCACAUUAUAAACACUAUGAGCAACAUAGCGAAUCCUAUCAGACACAUGACGAGACCUAUCCAGAACACAGAUCUCCUUCCGAUCAUUACGAUUCUCCAGACCUCUAUGCUAAGCCCAGUGCCACUCCCGAGGCCUAUUCUCAAUACGAAUCCAAUGACCCUCAAUACACUCCUCAAGAGUAUAAGACAUACUAUGCGAAACCAACUCCUGUUUCCGAAGCUCUCACUUACCUAGAAGAUAAGGAACCUUCGCACCAUACAGAACACGUUGUGCACGUGAAGCCUCUGAACUACCACUACGAAACCCAAAAUGAACACAAAUCUCAAUACCCUUCAAAAUCAAACGCCAUCCCCUACAAUUUCCCAAGUGACUCCCAUCUGCAUCCAUCCUAUUCUGAAUCAGCACCAGGCAAGCACAAACCUCAGCACUAUUACCCAUCUAAUCAAGAUCACUCCUCGUUCGAUGAAGAAUCGAAACCUGAGCACAAGUACUAUCACCACCCACACUAUCACCAAAACCCAAGUCCUUCCCCGUCGACCCACAUAACAUCCUAUGACCAUGCGGAGGCCAGCGGAAACGAGUAUCACCACCUUCACCAUCAGCAGCAGCAGCAGCAACACCAUAACCGUCAGCAAUACAACCGACCACCGUACCAUCAUCGCGAGGCGACCCAUGACGCUGAUAUGCUCGAGUCGUCGUCCUCCUCCAGAGAUCACGAAGCCUACGAGCGAGCAGUAGAGCAAGACCACCGAGCGGCACACCCCAACGAGUACGCAGAAUAUAGCCACGAGCACAUGCACCAUCAUCAUCCGGCCGACGACGGUCGGGAGGACGGCGGAAGGGAUUAUUGAAUCUGCGUUGUACAACCGUCAGUUUCCGCGCGCCAACGACGGAGACGUGGCGAUCGACUGAUAAUGUAGAACCACUUGUAAUUAACUAUUUAUUUUAAACUACCUACUUACACCCGUUGCGCACUGACCGCGCUGUUAAAGCAUUGUCUCGCGCUUCUUCACCGUGUGAUAGUGAAGAAAAUAGCCAGAAUGUAUAAUAGAAACUUUGAAUGUAGCUUUCCGUGUUUCCUCGGCUUCGCAACAGAGCACGAUGCUUGGCCGGGCUGAUCUAAUUACAAGCUGUGCGCACAUACCCUAAGUGUUGACUAGUUGGUAAGUUGCAGGCAGGUAGACAGCGCAGUGAUAUGCAAAUUACAAAGUAUAGAUUCUGUAAACGAAAGUGAACAAUAAAAUAAUAAUUUAUAUAGUUUUUGAUGA
Molecule: messenger RNA, 2934 nt
Organism: Aedes albopictus (Asian tiger mosquito)
Lineage: Eukaryota; Metazoa; Arthropoda; Insecta; Diptera; Culicidae
Product: LIM domain-containing protein A
Exons: 2
Coding region: 385-2517 (710 amino acids)
Source: RefSeq, a predicted model, not a curated record